Molecule: messenger RNA, 594 nt
Organism: Symbiodinium sp. CCMP2456
Lineage: Eukaryota; Dinophyceae; Suessiales; Symbiodiniaceae
Source: the annotation of a GenBank genome assembly
AUGAAGCAGCUCAUCGGGAAGCGGAAGACCUACGACUGCCCCACUUGUCGCCAGAAGUUGCCGAGCCACGAGGUUACGAAGAACUUCUGGAUCAUCCAGAACUUGCCAGCCCUGCUGCAACAGCGAAAGUCAGCUGCCUCAUCCUCGAAGCGGGGGCCGCCUCCGAAAGCCGAGGAGGAGGCCGUGGUGAGUCGGCGGGCGAAGAAGCCACGAAGCGAACGCCGAAAGACAGAGGCCGAGGCAGGCGUGCCCGUGGCUGCUGCUGUUGGUGCUGCCGCUGGCGCUGGUGCUGUCCACGUUGGCUGCCAGGAGGUGGUGGGGGAAAUCGACCGCAUGACUGUGCGAGGCGGCGCGCACGCUGUUUUCAGCCACAUUCUGCAGGGCAUCUUCAGAAGAAAAGGGCAGCAAAACCACGGGCGGCCUGUCUACGUGAAGGAGAACGACAGCCUCAACGGGGUCUUCGUCUACUACUGGGACACCCGGGAUGGUCAGGACUUGUCCGGCUGGUGGUUCGGCCCCGUGGUGGGUGGGGCCGUGUACUGGGCUUAUCACCCCAGCAGCUCGGCGCAGACUCCACCUCGCAGUGGCUGGAAG